AUGUUCUUGCAGCGCUCUGCCGUGGCCGUUGCGCGCCGCGCCGCGGUCGCCACCCCGUCGCUCCGUCGCAGCAUUGCUACGACUGCUGUGCGCCGUAAGUUUUUAUCCCGACGACUGAGGGUUCGAUGGGGAGAGAGGGGAUAUGUCAAGUCGGAGGAUGACCUUUUCGGUCCCGGUGCUAAGCCUGGAACCGUCCCCACCGACUACGAGCAGUCUACUGGUAUCGAGCGUCUCGAGAUUCUCGGAAAGAUGGAGGGUGUGGACAUUUUCGACAUGCGCCCUCUUGAUGCGUCGCGGAAGGGGACCCUCCAGGACCCCAUCAAGGUCCGUUCCGCCGGCGAGGAACAAUAUGCCGGUUGCACCGGCUACCCGGCUGACUCCCACAACGUUAUCUGGCUUGGUAUGAGCCGCGAGCGCCCGGUUGAGCGUUGCCCCGAGUGUGGCAGCGUUUACAAGAUGGACUACGUCGGCCCGGAGGACGACCACCACCACUCUCACAACCCCCACGGUCUCGAGGAGCCCAAGACCUUUGCCAACUACGUCAAGCCCGAGUAUUGGUAA
This is a messenger RNA of Dichotomopilus funicola, 561 nucleotides long. RefSeq names its product cytochrome c oxidase subunit VB-domain-containing protein. The coding region runs from base 1 to 561 and encodes 186 amino acids. The transcript has 4 exons. Gene Ontology annotation, cellular component: mitochondrial envelope. The record is from RefSeq and is a predicted model, not a curated record. Gene Ontology annotation, biological process: mitochondrial electron transport, cytochrome c to oxygen. Lineage: Eukaryota; Fungi; Ascomycota; Sordariomycetes; Sordariales; Chaetomiaceae.